AUGAAGCGCAAGGCUUUUGGAAUUUUGCUUCUGCUGAGGGCUUUGCUGGGCGCUGCCACGGCUGGCAUGGCGCCCAGGCAGACGCUCAUGCGUCCUGUCGAACCGACUGGCACCUUGGCUCAGGCCAGGAACCCGAACGUAAAUGCCCUCGAACUCGUCACUGCUGACACUCCCUGGGGCUUUGUCCCGGCUUUCACUGGUUCUCCGGCUCUUGCGCACGCGAACAUAGACGACGGACAUGAACGCGACCAUACCGACACGUGUGGCAUCAUUCAAACCAGUGGUCUGCACCGUUCGGGAGACAGCGCCACGAUCACGACCUCUAGAUGGGUCUACAUCAACUGCGUCGGCCCGGAUGACAUGUUCUGCGCCAAUGAUGGCGUCGGCUUCAUGGGAUGUUGCCACCAGCGGGAUGCUGAUGGCCCCUCGUCGACUUGCACCAAUGUGCCAACCAUGUGUCUUGAUCGCGAUGCCUCUCUGAGGGGUGCCUGUGAAGAUCAAGGCCAGAGAACGACUUGCUGCAAGUUCACGGACCGCCCCUACUGUCGCACUUUCAUGUAUCCGACUGAGACUACGAGUGGAACGACCGUUACCACCAGUAUGUUCCUCAUGCUUGGCUGCUUUGCUGAGGGUGGUGUCAUGACCAUGUACCCACCGGUGCGCCCUUCUGCGACUACUCCCCCGAAUGCAACAAUCGCCACUACAUCACAGGACAUUGGCACUGAGACCCUGGGUGCUCCUUCGCCCUCCGAGUCGACCUAUGUCUCCGGCCCGACCCCAAUUGGUACCAUCAUCGGCAGCAUUUUUGGCGCAAUCGCCUUCCUAGCCUUCAUCGGCUGCUGUAUCUGGUUCAUGGUGUAUAAGUCCCGUAGGGGGCAACAGGCGACUGCGCAACACUGCGCGCUCGAACCUCAAGUGAGGGGAGGAAACCACCAGAGUCGUGAAGGUACCCAAGACACCGCUCGCUUUCCUGACAAUGCGACUCCUUCCCCUGGCCAUGAUGGCCCAGUUCCGUCUCCUGUUCUAAUCGGUCUGGGCAGAAUGCCCCUGUCUGGCUCUCAGCCCAGCUCUCUCGCCGGAUCGGAUCCCGCUUCGCCCCAGAUAUGCUCAGAUCGUCAUGGUCACUUGGCUUCAACGAUGUCUGCUCCGAUGGUAACUGCUGUCCCGGCUGAGUCGUCAGCUGCUGCAGCUGCUAGGUCCGGGGUUCCGACGCUGCCUGAGCUCCCAGCUCACUCCCCUCUUCCGCCUAUCGGCCACCCCAAGCGCCCAGCUGAACUUGAGUAG
This is a messenger RNA of Thermochaetoides thermophila DSM 1495, 1284 nucleotides long. RefSeq lists its product as uncharacterized. The record is from RefSeq and is a predicted model, not a curated record. The coding region runs from base 1 to 1284 and encodes 427 amino acids. The transcript is spliced from 3 exons. NCBI's taxonomy places the organism in Eukaryota, Fungi, Ascomycota, Sordariomycetes, Sordariales, Chaetomiaceae.